GUCUCUACUAUUGACUCUUUCUUGAGUGUCUUGACUUGAUUGUGACAUGGCGUCCAUCAAGUUAAAUCACGGCCUCCUGUAAAACUGUAUUAAUGACAGUGGUUUCAUUUUGCAUUUUAUUACUGAGGCCGCAAUAAAUCGUACAUUUGCAUUGAUGGUAAUGCAUGCAAGGAAACCUCAGCGAAUAAGCGAUGGGUACUUUGAGAAGCACCAAGCCCAUCCGUAUCAGAAGUAUAAUUCAAAAAGGACUGCAAGUGAGUAUGUCUCUUCUGACAACCGGUACACACCGCUUCGAUCCCCCAAUGGCAAUGUGUCCACACAUGGCCAUGGCACUCACACCAGUUAUUCUGGCCAUGGACAUCAUCACUACGCUCAUGUGGCAGAUGAAAGAGGAUACUCAACAUCCAGAAGUUCUUAUUUACAAAAGGAGAGAGAUAGAGACUAUAAAUCCUCUAGAAAUAAGUACACAGAUAGUGUCAGAUCACCGAAGGAGAAACGUAUCAAAGAUAGUGAAAGAGAGAGAAGCAAUCAUGAGCGAAGUGACUCGGAGAAAAAGAAUAGGACUAGUUCCAUGAACAUUAGUGUUAGUAGGAGUAGUAAAUAUGAUAAAAGAAGUGCACCACCAACGACAGUGCCUUCUGGCAGUGAAUGGUCCGAACAUAUUAGUUCAUCUGGAAAAAGAUACUAUUAUAACUGUAUCAGUGAAGUGUCACAGUGGGAAAAACCUAGGGAAUGGGACUCGCGGCGGACUUCAUCCAAAGAUUCAACAUAUUCUUCAAGAAACAAUCGUGAUAAGAGAUCAAGCUCCAGGUCGGGGAGAAGAGAGGUGGACAAGACGAGUAAAAGAACGAAUAACACAUCAGAGAGGUAUUGGAAUAACAGUAGCAGAGAAGACGAGCCUCACGACCGAACAAGACCAAAACAUCCAGCCCCAACACACGAAGGCAAGGAUGGACAAUCAUUACAAGACAUGGACAUCUCUCCCGAUCGGAGUACGCCGUUGUCGGAAAACUCGUACGGUGGGCGCGAGAACAACGCGGCCGCGCGGAACAACGCUGAGACCAACGCCGUGCCACCCGUUGUUGUACUCGACAACUCCAACCAGCCGAGUGGAUCUCUUCUGGCCGCGGCUCUACCCCGCAUCGUGGCGCCACCGCCGGUGACGGCGAACAACGGGGGCGCAUCUCCCGGCAGCGGGGGGACCCCUCACCGCGAUGCCGGCCCCCCUACCCCAACCCACUCCGAGAAUACCGACCCCCACGCACCACCAUUACAUCUUGAUCAAGCAUUACCUAGAAAGAUGGAAUGCCUUGGGAGCUAUUCGUCGGUAGUGGGCGGAGCGCUGCCGCACGCGCCGCCGAUGUUAACGCCAUCUCUCGUCAACUACGUGCGCAGUGAUCUCACCACGCACGUCACCGGCUGGCCAGCCGAUAUCCUGGAGAAACAGGCUAACAAGUUUACGGAGGAGGCGUACCAGCUGGGCUGCCUGCAGUGCACGCGGGUUUCGGCUGAGCUCAAAUGUUCCCGCUCGCUGGUGCGCCACACAGAAAUACAGGCCACGCUACAGGAGCAAAAAAUAAUGUACCUGCGGCAGCAAAUCUCGCGGCUAGAGGAGCUGAAGUCGCAGAACUCUUUCAUGUCGGAGGACUAGGAGUCGUGGUGGGGCGUGUCUCGCACGUCUCAACACGCCGCCGCCGGACAACGCCGCAUUUCCCACCCCUAGCCGGGACAUUUCACCCAUCAAUGCUAAAUAUUGUUCAUUCCGUUCUUUUUCUGUGUAACUUAGAUCGAAUGGUUACUUAUUGUGUUGUGUGAUUUGAUGUUAAAUUUUAAGAUUCAUUCUUGUGAGAUUCGCCAGAAUUUGAAUUACAUGUAUUUCUAUAUAUUUCCAAUAAUUACAACAUUGAUUUCAAUUAUCGUUUAUGGUAGGUAGAUUAGUCGAUAGGAGCGUCGCGACUGAGACAGUGGCACAUGUGAAGCAAUGUUCUCUUUCGUAUGUGUUAAUUAAUGUAGCAUGUUCCAAAAGUGUAUUAUAACUUCAAUAAUAACUUAAGUUGCAUCUUUAAUUAGAAAACUCAUGGAUCAAGAAAGUUUUCUAUUCGUAUUCUGCAUGCAGUCAGUUUCUUAUUGUGUAAGUACACUAUUCAUCGGUCAGUUCUAAGGGUAACUGUGUUUUGUAAUGUGUUUAUUGUAAAGUUUAAAUUAUUUAAAUAAUAAUUUCUUAGAAAAUUAUUUUUUCUGUUUGUUUUUAUAUUAGCCAUUACAAAUAGCCUAUUACUGCAGCACUAAUUGUAAAAUAUUAAUAAAAAAUUACUUGACGAAAUGAAGAAAUACUACUGUUGACUUAAUGUUUCCUAUUUAAUAUGAUUGACGGAUUUAUUUCAUAAAUACUGCUGCUGCAGGUACUAACUCUGCCCCACAAAAAUGUUGCGGGCGCAGAGUAAGUGCUGCUAUAUUAUUUACUGUUAUCAUAUUUAAUUUGAUUGACGGAUUUAUAUUUCUUAUAUUUCUGUUGAUUCAGUGACUAACUCUGCCCCACAUAAAUGUGGCGGGCGCAGGUUAGUGCUGCCAUAUUAUUUACUGCUAUCUAUUCAAUUUCAUUGACGGAUUUAUAUUUCACUAGCGACCCGCCCCGGCUUCGCACGGGUGCAAAAUUAUAAAUGUUAUUAUACAUAAAAACCUUCCUCUUGAAUCACUACCUGUUACAAAAAACCGCAUCAAAAUCUGUUGCGUAAUUUUAAAGAUUUAAGCAUACAGACAAACAGACUAUAAUAGCGACUUUGUUUUAUACUAUGUAGUGAUAUAUUCCUGAUGUUUCGGUGACUAAAUCUGCCCCGCGUAAAAUAUUGCGGACGCAGAGUUAAUGUUGCUCUCUCGUCGUGCUAUGUUAUAUUUACGCGUGGUUACGUUUCGUACCUGUAAAGCGUGCCUGCACGUGCACUCGCAGUUUCAAUGUAAACGGGGCCUUAUAUCUUAGAGUUCGUAACCGCGUUUGACUCGACCGAAAAUUUCUCAGCGCGCCUGCAUUAAAUAAAUUACUUUGAUUCUGAUUAUAUUAUAAAAAGAUUUUAUUGAAUUACCAAGUCUUUAAUUGAAUUUCUUGAAGUAGGUACCAUAAAUAGCAAUAUUAAAUUAGGCCUUCUGCCCGAUGUGAAAAAGUGACACAAAUGAUAAAUGAACCCAACGCAUUUCACGAGUUGGUUAUAGAAUCAUGAUUUAGGUUAACUAAAUCCGGUUUUAGGAAUUCUUUGUUUUUUUUUUAUAUAGGGCUAAUAUAAUUUAAUAGAAUACAUUAUAUACAUUUCAACACCAACCUAACAGAAGUAAGUACUGUGAUAUUCAUUCACUUUCACACUUAAAUAAUAGCAAAUUAUGUUGUAUGUGUAGAUCUGUGUGGAGAUAAUUGUAAUUAUUUAGUUGCACGAUGUUUAUAAAUCACGUAAUUUAUAUUAUUUACGGCGGGACGCAGACAAAGCUUGGCGCCCUUAGCUGUUGGCGCCGCUUGUCGACCCGCCCGCCCUUACUCUAGUGUAGCGUAAUACCAUAAUAAGAGAGUAUAAGGUUAAUCGCGACUUGUUCGUCGCCUCCACACAGGCCUCGCCCUAUUUAAUAUUUCCUUUCCAUGUUCUUCAUAACAAUCGUAUUUUUAUUUUUUUUGUCAUUGUUCGACGUAUGAAAAUUUAAACCAGUUUAAAUAAAUAAAAUCAGUUUCAAUCAAA
This is a messenger RNA of Amyelois transitella, 3719 nucleotides long. RefSeq names its product WW domain-containing adapter protein with coiled-coil homolog (gene wcy). Gene Ontology annotation, molecular function: chromatin binding; RNA polymerase II complex binding. Gene Ontology annotation, cellular component: nucleus. The record is from RefSeq and is a predicted model, not a curated record. The coding region runs from base 155 to 1651 and encodes 498 amino acids. The transcript is spliced from 10 exons. Gene Ontology annotation, biological process: positive regulation of TORC1 signaling; regulation of autophagy. Lineage: Eukaryota; Metazoa; Arthropoda; Insecta; Lepidoptera; Pyralidae.